This is a messenger RNA of Pyrgilauda ruficollis (rufous-necked snowfinch), 1039 nucleotides long. RefSeq names its product uroplakin-3b-like protein 1. The transcript has 6 exons. The record is from RefSeq and is a predicted model, not a curated record. The coding region runs from base 61 to 999 and encodes 312 amino acids. NCBI's taxonomy places the organism in Eukaryota, Metazoa, Chordata, Aves, Passeriformes, Passeridae.
GGUGUGUGGGGCGCAUCACCACGGGAUAUCCCCUGUGCCGGGUGACGCUGUCACCCACCCAUGCCACAAACGCAGCGGCUCUCAGCACGCCUCGCCGGCGGGCGCUCAAACAUAACAAAAGCUGCCGGGGAAACGAGCCCAACCUGUUUGCCACGGGGCUGCGGCCCUGCAGGAAUGUGGGCGGUUGGUGACCACAGGCGGCUCCCGGGGGACGCGGAGCCCCAGCCGCACUCCCGCCCUCGGCACCCAGGAGCCCGCACCAUGCUCCCGCUGCUCCUCCUGCUCCUGCCCGCCGCACACGGCAUAGCCCGGCUGGGGCCCAGGCCAGCCCUGACCCAGGAGCAGCUGGAGGGGCUGACAACCGCCUCCACCUUCGUGCUGGAGCAGCCUCGCUGCGUCUUCGGAGAGUACGGCAACGCCGUCAUCUGGCUGGUGGUGGCCCUGGAAAAGGAUGCAUCCGCUUUCAACAGCAGCAGCGCGGUCCCGGGGACUCCCGAGACCGCAUUCCAGAGCUUCCCUGACCCCGUCCGUGCCUACAUGACCCUGAAUGCCACCCUGAGCAGCUACCCCUGCCCCAAACCCCCCGGGGACAUCACGGUGCUGCGCGUGGGCAGCGAGACGAGCUGUGCCCAGGACACGACGAGACCCACGUGCAAUGGCCCCCUGCCCGGCCCCGGGCCCUACCGGGUGAAGUUCCUCGCCCUGGAGGGCUCCGUGCCCGUGGCUGACACAGAGUGGUCGAUGCCAAUCAUGCUGAGGACAGCCAAAUCACCCAGCAGCAUCCCCACGACGAGCGGCGGGCACAACGCCGGCAUGAUCGCCAUCGCCACCAUCCUCUCCAUCCUCUUCGCCAUCCUCCUGGCCGGGCUGGUGGCCAUGCUCGUCUUCUGGGGCUCGGACUCCUGCGGCGGCAGCAGCUCCUUCAGCAAGCCGGAGUCGGUGACGGUGCGGCGGUACAACACCCACCACGUCUACGACCAGCCCGCCGCCCGGCUCUGAGCCCCCGCCGCGCCUCCCGCGCCCCCCGUGCGGGGGUGAA